Molecule: messenger RNA, 309 nt
Organism: Hepatospora eriocheir
Lineage: Eukaryota; Fungi; Microsporidia; Hepatosporidae
Source: the annotation of a GenBank genome assembly
AUGAAUCUAAAUCAAAAAUUAACUAAAGAAUCACAAAUUAAAUAUGAUUUGUUAGUUGAUAGUUGGCUUUCCCAAGUAAAAGAAUUAGAAAUUGAAUAUACAGAACCUAUUAAUACUAAAUUUAAAAAGUUUUCAGUUACAAAGAAAGCUGCAAGUAUAUUAAUGAGCAAGAUUUUUAGCUUUUACUUCCUUUUUAACUUUAUUAUUAUGAUACUUCCAAAUAUUAUAUUUAUUUUUAUUAUAAAAACUGUUGAAAAUUAUACUUUUGAAAUGGUUAUCCCAAUGGUAAAUAUUUUGAAAAAAAUAUAG